Messenger RNA from Portunus trituberculatus (swimming crab), 719 nucleotides. RefSeq lists its product as uncharacterized. The record is from RefSeq and is a predicted model, not a curated record. The transcript has 4 exons. Bases 11 to 442 code for a protein of 143 amino acids. NCBI's taxonomy places the organism in Eukaryota, Metazoa, Arthropoda, Malacostraca, Decapoda, Portunidae.
CGGUGGAGUGAUGAUGGACCCUGAUACACAACUAGUGCCUGGACAACAUUUAACAGUGGCAUCAACAUUUGACGUGGACAAGAACUACGUGGAACUGAAGUACUACAUCUGUCCUGCUGAGAUACCAACAGAACUGACGGACCACUGGACAUUUGACUGUAGGAAAAGACUCCCGCUAGCCAUCAUUCAGGACAUGCACUCAGCAACACUGGACGUUAAGAUGAUGUACUACUUCAACGUAACCCUCACCACUAUCAGGAUUCCUCGCCACGUCUCAUGCAGGCGCUGUGGUCUCAUGGUGUUGGCAACGAUAAUGCGGCACCCAACAUGCAAACUAUUUGUCAGCAUGAGGUCCUGUGCCUUCAUCAGCGUCAACAGUAGUUUCCAGUCUGCCCUCCAAGACCCAUUGUACAAUACCCUACCACUCCAAGACCUUCAAUAACAUUCCCUCCCCUUAACAAAUUACCAGGACCUUAGCCUCCCCCUGCUCCAAGGCCGUUCCCUCCAGAGAAACUCGUAAGGCCAGUACCUCCCGCAGGACUUCCAAAGCCCUUCCCUCCCCCUGUAAGUCCUGACACCCUAUUCUCUGAAACUUCUGAGGCCGCAGGUCCUCUCUUUGCCCCUAACACCCUAGAAAACCCUUGCCACACAGGGGUGUCUGGAAACCACAAAAUCUGAAACUAAACUAAAAUGAAACUUAACUUAACCUAACCUAACUU